This is a messenger RNA of Prunus avium (sweet cherry), 780 nucleotides long. RefSeq lists its product as uncharacterized. The record is from RefSeq and is a predicted model, not a curated record. Lineage: Eukaryota; Viridiplantae; Streptophyta; Magnoliopsida; Rosales; Rosaceae.
AUGAUACUUCACAAAUGUGACGAAGCACUCAUGUGUAAAGUGUUCAUUAUGACCUUGGGAGGGGUAGCCCAAGAUUGGUUUCAUACCUUGGCACCCAAGACGAUUAGCAGCUUCAGAGAGUUAGCCCUCGACUUCAUGAAGGAGUAUACUUCCUAUCGGGAGAUCAAGAAGCAGGUUGACCACCUCUUCAACUUGAAGAAAAAGCACAAUGAGUCUCUCCAAGACUACACCAUUAGGUUUAAGGCGGAAAAAUCCAACAUUGUGGGGUUCGAUAAUCGAAUCACAUCCUCUGAGUUCAAGAAAGGAUUGUUGAUCGAACAUAACUUAUACUGUGAGUUAAGCAUCACUCCCAGGCAAACCUUUGCUGAUGUCUUCGCAACAGCAGAACGUUAUGCACUUUGGGAUGACGAUCGAAUCCCCGCGAAUAAGUCGUCAAACAAGCUGACUAGUCACCAAAGGGAGCAGGAUAGAAAAAUACCGAAUCGUACCAUGCGAACGAAGGAGGAAAAUGCAAAGGAAAAUCCAAAACAUCAAAUCCUGGCUUUGGUGAAAGACAAAUCAUGGCUGAAGACACCACCGCCUCUGAAAUCUGAUCCUGCCACAAGGGACACCUCCAAAUAUUGUGCCUUCCAUGGAAUACAUGACCACUAUACUGGCAAUUGCACGUCUUGGAAAAUACAUCUUGAGGAGCUGGUAAGAGAUGAAAAUUGCACCGAAUUUGUGGUGAAGAAAGCUUUUCAUCAUAUCGAGGAUCGUGAUGCAGCUAAAGAACCUCCAUAA